AUGGACAACGAUGUCUCAGGAGCUGUGAGCCUGAUCUCCUUCCUCGUGCGGUGCGAUCAGGCGCCCUUCGAGUUGCAAUCCGCCGCGGGGCAAUGCUUGGUGCAGCUGACCAGCGCCGACUCGGUCUUUCUGUCGAAGAGCCCGGAGGGAAGCGAGGACUGGCAGAAUGAGCAGAUCACCAAGCUCACGGGCAUGUUGAACCGUCACGUGAAUGGCUUGAUCAAGGGCCUCAUCCAGUUUGACAUUGUCGAAGCGUUUGGGCGCUGCAUUUGUCAACACCAGAUGAGCCAUGCUCGAACGGACAUCAUCGUCAAGUACUUCCUCACGACUAUCCACAACUGCCUGUUGUACUGCUCGGAGAAUCAGAAAAAGUUGCGGCAACACUUGGCGACCCAGAGCACGAUUGUGCAGGACAUCAUGAUCCCGUACGUCUACAACAUCCUGCCUGCCCUGUACGACAAUCCAGCAUGUGGACCAGCCCUCAUCGAGUGGCAGAAUCUCAAGGCGACCUUACAGACUUUCGUCGUGGUCACCUUCAACAUCAACGUCUAUAGACCGCAACUGCGGGACUCAGACAUGAUCCCCAAGUUGUGCGAGGUGCCUGGUAUUCUGACCCAUGUGUCCAUGUUGGAGCUGCUUAUCAAGCUGUCCAUCAACGUGGACUACUCUAAGGGACCGUUCUGCGAUAUGCUGACGCAGCUCUUCCAGGGGGCCUUUAAGCAGUUGUCGCAAGAAAACCAGGUCCGGCUGCAACGGCGCCUCACUUGCGAGCAGAGUAUGCGGCUACCGUUCACCCGAUCCUCCCUGAAGGCGUGUGAGCUGCUGGCCUUUGCUUUGGCCGCCCCUGAUCAGGCGUCCACUGAGGCGGCUCCGCCGAAAUCGCGUCGAAAAGGCAAGUGGCGCCACGCGAAACAGGCAAGGAGAAGAAAGAAGCUCUUUGCCAUGCAGGCUUCUCAUCAAGACGAUGAGCCCGAGGCAGAUGAUGAGCAUGGCGAUGACGAGGAGUCAGAUGAUGAAGAUAUGCCUCCGCUCAUUCCUGCGGAUGGCUGGGAAAGCCAUUUGGGCGCUGCUGAUGAGGCAGGCGUGCCACAAAAGGCGGUAUGUCAACUGAGUGGCGCGUUGAUGCACGACCCCGUCAGCACGCCUGAUGGAUACCUCUUCGAAAGGGCUGCCAUUGAGGACUGGAUGAGCCAACACGGCUCCAAUCCAUUGACCGGCGCGCCCUUGGCCAUGGAUGAUGUCAUGGACAGACAGGACAUCGCAAACUACAUCCAGGGCUUCCAGAUGCAGAUGCUGUCGGUGUCGCAGGUGGCGCCUGAGGCGGUCGACGGCCCAAAGGAGGAGCUCUCUGAGAACAUUGGAUGUCUGGCAGGCGUGGGAACAUUUGCGCGCUUUCAAACACGUGUGGAGAAGAUUCGAAGCGUCAUUGGCGAAACACAUGGCAUCAAGCAAAGUAGGGAAGAAUCGAACAGAGACGUUGUGGAAGAUGGCAUCAGCGGGGUGUUACGCAUGGAAGAUCAGGGAUCACAAGGUGGUCCUCAGAAGCGAAUGGUGGGGAAGCAGCCGCAGCCUGAGGUGGCGGAGAGACACCAUGUGGAGCAGCCGCAGUGUGAGAUGGUGGAGAGACAACAUCUCCCCGGUAACGAGAUUGCCGAAAGCUCAGAGGAUGAGGUGAAGGCAGUGAAGAGGGGGCCCUAUCGGUGGAGUUCCUGGUCACCAUCGAAAGUUCGAUUCUACUUCACGCGCAAUUCCGGAGGCACCCGAGAGCCCUGUCAGGCAUGCCUCGGAUGCGGUGUGAGCAGAUUGCUCCCGGGUCGUUGGUAUAUGUCUCAGAAGUCUGGUAGGCCUGCUGGAAGCUAUUGUAAGGCUUGUAAGAUCAAGCGACAGAUGGAGAAACAACGCCCAGUCGAUGUGGAUUAG
Molecule: messenger RNA, 1920 nt
Organism: Cladocopium goreaui
Lineage: Eukaryota; Dinophyceae; Suessiales; Symbiodiniaceae
Source: the annotation of a GenBank genome assembly